UUGUAAUGUACUGACAGCCCCUGUGUGACAGGGUAGACGAACAACUGUCGGUAACCGAACAAAGAUUGUUCCCGAGUCUGGUAUGUCUGGUUGGCACUGCACGCAGCCCGCUAACGCUAGCUGGCAGGGAGUGCUCCAACAUUAAAUUGCCAACAUGUUAACAAUGGAAUAAAUACAUGCAUUGAGCCCCUAAUAACGAAAUACCGUUUUUUAUUCUCUUGAUUUGCCAUUCCGCGUGUGGCUGUGGCUAAACGAACCCUCAUUGUUGACAGGCGCAUAGCUAGCUGGCUAACGUUAAGGGGUACGUCUGCCUUCCCGUUUGACCCUUUGUUUGCUAGCUAGCAUAACUCACUGUAUUAGCAAGUUAACGUUAGCCAGACUACCACCAUUUAUUGAACAUGUAACUACAUAUAUAUUUCCUAGUUAACCACCAAAACUGUUUCCCAGCUGACGUGUAUUACACUAACGUUAGCUGUUCGUAUUUUAACACAUUUAGCCAGGCCCCUCUGUGGCUGGAGUCAACAAGGGUCAGGGGGGCAUAACGUUAACGUUUCCACCCCCCGUUUAGCUAAUGUUAGGUAACUAGGUGGCAGCUAGCUACAACCAUAUAAAGAUGGAUAAAGCCGUCUUUAUGUAGCCAUCACCAUAGUUUUGGAUAGCUAACCUGGUGCAUGCGUGCAAAUGUUUUUAUGUAGCCAUGUUGAUAAAUAAGCCAGAUAAGAAGUAGCUUGUAGGCUACUGUAAUGGUAUACAAAUCAUGGCUGUGUUUUUGUGUACUGCAAAUCCUCAAUGUUGCUUUUCUACUGUAGCACCAAUGUUACACUAGUGAAUACACCCGUAUGUUAUACCAGGGAAAAUAAUCCCUAGCUAGGGCUAACAGUGAGGAUAUGUGAAGAACAGCAACAACCUCCGCAUAAUCAAAACAGUUGUGAGAAUGUGUUAAAGUUCAGUCAGAUCUACAAGAGCCAUGGACCAAUGAGACGCGGGUGCUGGACCAUAGAUGGAAACAAAAGUCUGAGCCUUUUGGGUAAACACGGGUAAAUAAUGUGUGGAAAUGCACCACAGACAGUGUUUUUCUAUGAUUAGUGCUGUUUGGGACGUCCUUACCUAACCUUAACCCGUACUUAACCAUUUAAAAUUCUAGAUUUGUCAAUUACUUUUUCGGCCAUGGUUUCAUCUGCUACAAUACACACUAUUCUCUGUGCUUUGUAGAGGGGUCUAAAUAUCCAGGUCUACUAAAUGAGGCAAAUAAAAUUAAUUUAUAUUGAAUAAGAAAGUGUUUGGUGUGUGUGAGAAAGAGAGAGAGAAAAGGGAUACAUGACUGGGAAUGUCAUGAGGUUGUUCAUGUCAUGCCACUCAGAAUUGACUUUAUGCUGAGCAGCAUGAUCAGGCCCUACAUUAGUUAUGCAGAGCCCUAACACAGUGCACAUUUACUGCUAUAAACAGUCUCCAUCUGGCAAAAGUCCAUUAAUUUCAAUGGGAGGCAGUCCACUCUUCUGCGACUGCCAGGCGAGGCUGCGUUGCAUUGCCGAGAGCUGCCCAGUGACACGAGCCUACCAUACGAGCUAAAUAACUUAGCUCACUUCGAGGCAAGUAACACUGAAACAUGUGUGAGAGCAUCAGCUGUUCCGGAAGACUGUGAUCACGCUCUCCGUAGCCGAUGUGAGUAAGACCUUCAAACAGGUCAACAUUCACAAGGCCGCUGGGCCAGACGGAUUACCAGGACGUGUACUCCGAGCAUGCGCUGACCAAAUGUCUUCACUGACAUUUUCAACUUCUCCCUGUCUGAGUCUGUAAUACCUACAUGUUUCAAGCAGACCACCAUAGUCCCUGUGCCCAAGAUCACUAAGGUAACCUGCCUAAAUGACUACCAACCUGUAGCACUCACGUCUGUACCCAUGAAAUGCAUUGAAAGGCUGGUCAUGACUCACAUCAACACCAUUAUCCCAGAAACCCUAGGCCCCCUUCAAUUUGUAUACCGCACCAACAGAUCCACAGAUGAUGCAAUCUCUAUUGCACUCCACACUGCCCAUUCCCACCUGGACAAAAGGAACACCUAUGUGAGAAUGCUAUUCAUUGACUACAGCUCAGUGUUGAACACCAUAGUGCCCUCAAAGCUCAUCAUUAAGCUAAGGACCCUGGGACUAAACACCUCCCUCUGCAACUGGAUCCUGGACUUCCUGACAACACAUCCGCCACACUGAUCCUCAACACGGUGCUUUGUCCCCCCCCUGUACUUCCUGUUCACCCAUGACUGCACGGCCAGGCACGACUCCAACACCAUCAUUACGUUUGCUGAUGACACAACAGUGGUAGGCCUGAUCACAACAACAAUGAGACCGCUUAUAGGGAGGAGGUCAGAGACCUGGAGACCUGAUGAUUUUUGACUACAGGAAAGGGAGGACCGAGCACUCCCCCAUUCUCAUCGGCGGGCUGUAGUGGAGCGGGUUGAGAGCUUAAAAUUUCUUGGUGUCCACAUCACCAACAAACUAACAUGGUCCAAGCACACCAAGACAGUUGUGAAGAGGGCACGACCAAACCUAUUCCCCCUCGGGAGACUGAAAUGAUUUGGUAUGGGUCCUCAGAUCCUCAGUGUUUUACAGCUGCACCAUCGAGAGCAUCCUGACCGGGGCCAAGCUGACCGGCGCCAAAUCUAGGUCCAAGAGGCUUCUAAACAGCUUAUACCCCCAAGCCAUCAGACUUCCCAGGCUAUUUGCAUAGCCCCCCCCCCACACCCCAGAACGCUGCUGCUACUCUCUGUUAUUAUCUAUGCAUAGUCACUUUAAUAACUCUACCUACAUGUACAUAAUUACCUCAACAUUGGUGCCCCUCGUACAUUGACUCUGUACCAGUACACCCUGUAUAUAGCCCCGCUAUUGUUAUUUACUGCUGCUCUUUAAUUAUUUGUUGUUCUUAUCGCUUAAUUUUUUAGGGAUUUUCUUGAAACUGCAUUGUUGGUUAAGGGCUUGUAAGCAAGCAUUUCACUAAGGUCUACACCUGUUUUAUUCUGCGCAUGUGACAAAUAGAAUUUCAUAUCAGUAUCAUUGGUGCUUCUUGAGGAUCUUGAACUGGAUGCAGUUAAUGACGCAUUUAAUUUUAUUCAGUUCACAAUGCUAUAAAUCCUACCGUGUUUUAUAUUGUACAUGCAUACUGCAGAUGCGUUAUAGCUCAACUUCAGCUCAUUUCUCCUUCCUUAAUAUGGGUGUGGAAGUUCCUUAGAUGCACAGGCCUGCAUUUUAGGAUGUGGCUCUGUUCAGUUGCCAGACCCUAUUUUACUGUUCUGUGCCUAUCUGCAUCCCUGCACGCCAUGGAAGUGCUACAAAGCUCUGUGCCAUUUUUGGUUUUGACUGUGCGGAGAAUGCAUAUUUAUAAGCUACGGCCCAUGUGUCACUGCCGAUCCUUGUGGAGAAUGUGUAGCUUUUGGGAGCAUAAACAAUAUGUAUAGGCUGAGACUAAUAACAGGAGUCCAGUGUGUUCUGAAACUUGUGCUAUGCCAUGCUAGGUUUGUGUGUAAAAUAAGCAUGUUCAAACUAAGUACUUUUGUCAUUCACUGAGGCAUACAGAAAUGACUGACCAAUUAGUGUCACAAGACAAACAGAGGCUGGAAACACAGAAAUACAUUGCACGCUCACACAUUCAGAUAGAUGGGAAUGGGCAGUGGACACAUGGUUGUAUCUUCAACAAGAUAGGGGCACACACUUUACCAGUUCCAAAUAUAUAUAUAUAUAUAUAACUGAGCAGGUUAUUUUAUUUCUCCACAGAUUGCAGAGAACCCUGAUAGGUCUAUCUUAUUGACCAUCUGGCCCCUGGUUCCUCAGGGACUGUUUUCUAUUUUUAAAUUUUCUUCUGGGACAAGGACAAGAGAAAUGUUACAUUGAUUGCCACAUGUCAUAGCAUUCUGUUAUUCACCAAUGACUCACCUAAUCAUGGAGCAUACUGUUUCUCUAUUGGGAUCUGCAUCUUUAGGGUGCGUGCGUGGUUGGUGAAGUGCUUGGAGGCUUUGUCUGCUUGUCUCUCCCUGACCAAAAUACCCUUCCUCUCCGUUCCAUUUCCUGCUUGUAUGUCCUUGGGUUCAUUUGAAGCAGCGCUCUACUACCCAGUCUGUAUUAUGUAUUGUUCCUUCUCAUGCAUCCUGUCAUGGCGACACGCGGAGAGGCGCUGGAUCGAUCUCACAAUCCCAAGCACCUAUCUGUCUCUGGUCUUUUCAUCUUCAGCAUUGCAAUUAAUCAAUAAUUCACUGUAUUUUUAAGUGAGUGGAGAUGGCUGUUAGCCCAGUAACCUGUGGUUUAUAUAGUGAUGUCACUUUAGAAAAAAUAUUAAGCUACAUCGCCUGAUAGAUAUGAAUUGGUUCACCUAGAGUGAUGGACCUAGUUGUGGGUUUAUUGUGUUGUGUACUAUUUGUGUCUUAGCGUAUUGCUUCAAUUUCCACUUUCUGCUGACAAAGCUUGAGUGGUUAACUCAGGUGUUUUAAGCGUUUUAAUAAAUGCUUUUUAAAGUUUUAGGCACUGCCUUUCUGAGUCUUCCAUUCUUGAGGUAUGGAGUUCACGUUUUGUUUCUAUUUUGCACCCGAUAUUUCUGAAGCUUCUGUAUUCACUUUUUGGAUGUAUGGUACAGAUUUAUAGUUAGCCUCUAUGAAUGGGUUAGCUUUCUCCUAACUACCUAUAGCACCUAUUGAAGAUGGUAUCUUCUGGCCGGGGGAGUUUUGUUUAGAGCCCUGAUGCUCAUUCUGAACGUUAAAACACAAAGCUUGCAUUACGGUUUUGGAAACAUAAGGAACGUCUCUUUCAACAUCGAAGUCAUUUUAAUAAAGGUAAAAUUACAACACACCUUUUUAUAAGGUUAGUGUUUCCACACAGCCAUAUCUCCAUGUUGCAGCGCUUGUUUAAGGAAGAUGUAGACGGACACCUGUGCUAAUUGGCUAUCUAGCAUGCUCUGAUCACCUGUGUGUCAGCGUAAAUGGAGAGGAAGUGUAGUUCGUCAACUGGAGGCACACAAAGCAUAUGGAUCCGUGUUAAUCUGCUACAGUAAGUGUAUCUUUUUAUUUGAAAGUUUCUUUCUUGCUGAUAUGAAAGAUAAGGAGAAUAUCAGCAUAUAUCAGUUUCGAAAACCGUUUCGCAAGCGAGGCUGUCCCCGACUAUUUAUUUUUUACCUUGGUCAACCGAUUUUUGUCUGUUUCUUUCGACCAAUCGAUUGGUCAACAUUUUUAUAUGCGCAUCUUUCCAUAUAUAGAUACAUCCGGUGUCUUAGUCAAAUCAACUAGCAGUGCGUUUAAAGCAUCAGACAAGCUCAGUGUUUGAAAUAGUUAAGACACACAUGACUAGAGGAAGUCCGACCGCAAUUGAUUUGAUUGUGUUGGGCCGGACUCAGACGUGCUGACAACCUCCCACAAGUUGGAUUGGCUUGAUGGGCACUUAUGUACCAUAUGGUCAAGCUGCUCCCACAACAGCUCAAUAGGGUUGAGAUCCGGUGACUGUGCUGGCCACUCCAUUAUAGAUAGAAUACCAGCUGACUGCUUCUUCCCUAAAUAGUUUGAAGCUGUGCUUUGGGUCAUUGUCCUGUUGUAGGAGGAAAUUGGCUCCAAUUAAGUGCUGUCCACAGGGUAUGCCAUGGUGUAGCAAAAUGGAGUGAUAGAUCCAUUUUACCCUGUACAUAUCUCCCACUUUACCACCACCAAAGCACCCCAGACCAUCACAUUGCCUCCAGACAGAUGGCGGCAAGCAUCUUUUCAUUUUUUCUGCGUCUCACGAAUGUUCUUUGUGAUCCGAACACCUCAAACUUAGAUUAGUCUGUCCAUAACACUUUUUUCCAAUCUUCCUCUGUCCAGUGUCUGUUCUUUUGCCCGUCUUAAUCUUUUCUUUUUAUUGGCCGGUCUGUGAGAUGGCUUUUUCUUUGCAACGCUGCCUAGAAGGCCAGCACCCCGGAGUCGCCUCUUCACUGUUGACGUCGAGACUGGUGUUUUGCAGGUUCUAGAGAACUUCUCUGAUGCCCCCAUGACGCCCAAGCAGAUCCUGCAUGUUAUCCAGACCAAGGGACUCAAGGAAAUGAGAAGUGGCACGGCCCCUCUGGCCUGUCUGGUGACCAUGCUGCACUCCCAGGUGAGGGGGGACCGAGUAAAGAACAGCAUCUUCUUCAAGCUUCCUGGCAGGAUGAGUCUGUUCACUUUAAAGAAGAACGCUCUGCAGUGGACCAAGAGUUCGACAGAGGCGGAGACAGCGGACACCACUACACAGGCUACCGCUUCCACUGCAACAGCAGGGCCAACGGAAGGGGGGGAGCAAGAGAGCUGUGACUCCAUGGAAACGAUUGCGGCCAGCGGAGAGAAUGACGCGUCAGUAGAUGAGAGCUCGUCCAGUGCGUCCUGCUCCACAGAGCCCCAGACCAGGCUGAGUAGGUCUGGAGUCUCUGGACAGGUGCGCUCCGAGGCCCAGGCACAGACCCGACUAAGCCGAUCCAGACAGUCGGGCAGACAGAGGAAGAAGGCUGUGAUGAUGCCGCGCGUGGUCCUCACUCCACUCAAGGUCAAUGGUGACCACGUCCCAUCAGGAGCAGCGGGGAGGCGCAGGGAAGGCUCUAGGGGGGGUCCAGGCCCCACGCUCCGUGCCCGCCCUGAACUGGCUAGCUGGAAACGCCCCCAGCACUUCAAGAGCAUUCGUGGCCACCACUCAGGGCCCAUGAAGAGGAGCCGAGGUGGGGUGGAGGUGGACUUUGAGACGCCUGGCUCCAUCCUGGUCAACACAAACAUCAGGGCCCUCAUCAACAUGCGCACCUUCUCUGCCUUCCCAGCCCAGUACCAACAGCAACUCCUGCAGCUCCUCCCUGAAGUUGACCGCCAGGUGGGACCUGACGGUCUGGCUCGCCUCAGUAACUCAGCUCUCAACAAUGAAUUCUUCACUCACGCCUCCCAGAGCUGGAAGGAAAGGCUCGCUGAGGGGGAGUUCACUCACGAGAUGCAGGUGCGAUUUCGCCAGGAGAUGGAGAAAGAGAAGAAAGUGGAGGCAUGGAAGGAGAAGUUCUUUGAGGAGUACCACGGUCAAAAGUCUGGCCUGACCCGGGAAGAGUCUCUGAAGUUGACGAUGAGUGAAGAGGCCGAUGCUGCCGCCAGCGUCCUGGAGAGUGAGGUGGCAUCUGUGGCUGCAGGAACGCCCAAGCGCCGUGGUGUGGGCAGGCGGCGACGGGACGGCAGGAUGAGACGGCGAACGCGUGCAGACUUGAGACGCAGGGCGCGACGCACCCUCUGCAAGACCAACUCCCCCGCCAUGCAGACCACCGAGCAGCCGGAGGGCACACUCACUCUAGACGCUGUUGCCUCUGUCUCUGCGCCCUCGCCCGUCCCAGAGGCCACCAUGGUGCAGGGAGAGGUGGUGCUACAGGCCGAAUCUGGACUGGAGACCCCGGCCCAGUCUGCCUCCCUAGAGCCCACGCCCUGCCCUUCCCCUGUGCCCACGCCCCUGUCUGUGACCGUGCCUGAGCCUGAGCCCACCCCGACCCCCAGUCCCAGCCCCAGCCCUGCAUCUGUCAGUGCCACCGACGAGCCUGAAGUCAUUGCCCGCCUGCUCCCCGAAGAGCCUGCACCUGCCAUCGCCUCAACCUCCUCUCCCUCCUCCUCGUCCUCCUCCUCCUCCUCAUCCUCCUCCCCUUCCUCCUCUCCCUCCUCGACCUCCGAGAGGCAGGGGGCGUUCACCGCCGGCUUGGACUCUUCUUCCUCUUCCUCCUCCUCCACGGCCGCCGCCACCGCCGAUCCACUGGACGAUGGGGCCUCUGUGGUCACCUCGGUCACGGGGGGAACGGCCACCAGCAGCCAGGAGAGCAGCCCUGCAGCCAGCCCCGCCCCCACCCCCACUGCCGCCACCUCCACCCAGACCAAGGAGCAGAAGAGGAGGCCAGACGAGACCCAGGCCUUCUCCAGCUUCCCCGAGAAGAGGCCGCGAAUAGAAGAUCGUCAGUCCUUUCGUACCACAAUCGACGGGGUCCACACGGAAAAGCCGCAGCCGACAGCAGAGGAGCCCAAGGUCCCACCUAUCCGGAUUCAACUCUCCAGAAUCAAACCGCCCUGGGUCAAAGGGCCGCCAACCUACCAGAUCUGUCCCCGCAUUGUGCCCCCCGGCGAGGGCUUGCGGCGCACGGGGACGGGGGCGCGCACCCUGGCGGACAUCAAAGCUCGCGCCCAGCAGGCCCGGGCCCAGCGCGAGGCCGCUGCUGCUGUUGCAGCCACUGGGGACGGGCCAGGGCCCGGCGGGGGCAGGGCUGGUUCUGGGCUACCGGAUCGCAGCAGUGGAAGACGAACUCGAGAGCACCCAGGACCCGUCGAGCCAGGAGGAGGAGGAGGAGGAGCAGGAGGCGUGGAGGAGCAGGGAUCGCCUGCGGGCUCUCAUCCGCCUGGAACACAACUACAGCUGUCCAAUGUAGAGCCCUCCUCUACCCCCACCCCCCACACAGCUGCUUCAUCCCCCUCCCUGUCUACCUCCUCCAACCCCUCCCUGUCCUCUUCAGAGCCCCCGCAGACCCCCACUCCACCCCUACCCACCCAGGAGGAGCGGCUGGGGGAGCUGAGUGGGGAGGAAGGGGCUACACUAACACCACCACCAGUCAAAGGCACCACCAACGGACUCUCAGACAAGGCAGAGCUGCUGGAGUCUGUGUCCAGCCACCUCCAAGGGCAAAGCGAGGGGGCCGACUGUGACAGGACAACGACCCAAAGCGGUCCCUUGGCACCCACCUCCAUCCCAGAUUCUCUGCCCAGGUUCGGGGCCCAGGGAGUGGAUGUGAUCAGGUCCCUGGCUGGCACCGAGCAGGCCAGGGGGGGGGGAGGGGGUGUCAUCCAGCAUGGUUCCCACCACGUGGGUCCACAGGAGAACCCCCCCACCCCAGCUAGAGAGAGCCGCAUCCAGGGCGAAAGGCAGCAGUCGGAGCCCCCGGGGAGGGAGAGAGAGACAGCCUCCCUCCCUCGUCUCCCACCCUCAGUCAGAGAGGACGACGCAGGGCUUCACAGCGACUCCACUGAGACGGCCUCCGACUGUGAGAACGAGAGCCAGGAGGAGGAGCCCCACCUGAGCACAUGGCGCCACCACCUGCCCGCUCAGUGCAACGGCAACAUCCAGCACCUCCAAAGGCUGUCUCAGAAGGCCCAUGGCCAGCCUGUGAUCUGCAGUCCCCCUUCACAGCAGAACCAGCAGCCGGUCAUCCAGGCCCAUGUGUCCAACCAGCACGGCCACAGCCAGACGGUCAUCCAGCCCUGCUUCCCCAACGGCCUGCCCAACCAGAGUCUCUUGCAGCCGGGACAAAAGCCGCAGAAUCCUGGACGCACUCCCCACCCAGACCAACAAGCUAUCGCUGCGCCGCACCCCAAAGCCCAGAGGGGGCACAAAACAGACCCCAUGGAAGACUACAAAGCAUCUAGCCGGUGCUUGGCUGAUGAGGACUGUAGGCUGGGGCUGAAUCCCUCCCACACCGCUAGCUGCAAGAGGCUCCCUAGUUCAGCCCGGCCUGUGUCUACAGUGGAGGCCAACAACCCUCUGGUCACCCAGCUGCUCCAAGGCAGCCUCCCGCUGGAGAAAGUCCUGCCGCAGACGCACUCGGCUAGCAAGCUGGAGAUCAACCGCCUGCCAGAGGGGCUUCAGUCAGGCCCCCAGUCCCAGCUCAGCCGGCAGCAGCAGACCAGGAUCCCAGGCACUCGCUUCAGGGGUCCCCCAGAGUCUGGUACGAUGGAGUCGCUGGUCCCCGAGUUGUCCUCUCAGAACCAGCAGAAGUCCCCUGCUGGCCGAGGAGGCUCCCCUGGAGCAGGCCGGAGCUUUGCGUCCUCUCCCCCAGGCACAGUACCCUCCCGCAUGGCCUGCCUGCUGGAGGAGGCCUCCUCUCGGGCCACGGCCAUGCAGCAGUAUCUCUCCCAGCAGCCAGCUGGCGCCGUGCCCCCCGGGGCCGUGCCCGUCAUUACAUCCCUCUCUUCUUCGUCCUCUUCCUCCAGACGCAACUCCCAGGAGUCGGCCGUCAUCAGAGAGUCUCCAGAGAGGCACCACAACUUCACUCAGCCGCGGACCACCCCGGAUGCCCCAUCGCCCCCGCACAGCAACUUCGGCCUCUCUGACGUUGUCCCCACCGUCAAGAUCAACUGGCACCCUUCCAAACCCCACCCUCCACACCAACAGCAGCUCUCGCCUGUGAAGAGCGAGGUCACCUCCCGGCCCUCUUGCCAAACUCUUGCCAAAACCUCCCCCUCUGGCCCCAUGGCAGGCGGUGGGCCAGGUGUGGUGGUCACCAAAAAGGAGGCAGUGAACUCUAUGGACGGUUACCUGACUGGAGGAGGGGCUAUGGAAGGACUGCUGAACAUGGAGAUGUCCUUAGCCCGCAUGGCUAAGAAGGAGGCGCAGAGCAAAGCUCAUUACUCAUCUUCCCCCUCCCUCCCUUUCCAGCUCUACGGAAAGCUGCCUAAGCAGGGCGGCGUGGCGGUGCCCGGUUUUAGCUACACGGCCAACGUGUCUGUGGUGGACGGCAGCGGCUUCUCGAGGAGCAUCGCUGACGGCGUCCUGCAGCUGCGUCAGCGCCACAGCGCUAGCCAGAGCGCCACACUCAGCAUCCAGGCGUUCGCAGACAGCGCCGCUGAGGAAGUGGCGCUCAAGUGCUCGUGCCGCCUCAAGGCCAUGAUCAUGUGCCAGGGCUGCGGGGCCUUCUGCCACGACGACUGCAUCGGCCCCUCCAAACUGUGUGUCUCCUGUCUGGUGGUCAGAUAGGAGCUUUCUCUGACGUUGCCACGGUGUUGGUGGUUUGAUGUUAUAUGCUGUGCCACCUUCAGCAUACCUGCUCCAUGUAUAAACUGUUAACUAACCUAACACACCCCGAACUUGAGAGAAACAAGGGUGUGGGACUUCAGGCUUUGACAUGUACAUAACCUUAGGAAGUGUUGCCUUGUAUUAUAAAAUCGGUAUGUAUUUUUUGUUGCAUAUUUUUUCUAAUGCCGUUAUGUUGAUGUAAUUAUUAUUUUGUUAUAAUUAUUAAUAUUGUGAAUUUAUUUGGCACGGUUGAUUGUAAAUUGUGCCUUUUUUAUUCUUUCCUCAAAACAUUUACCUCAUCUUAUCUUGACACACCUGUCAUCAGUUCAGUGUGAAAAUGGUGGCCGUUAUUGUUUGUUUUCCUCUGGCCCUGCAUGGAGGGCUUGGAGGGGGAUUUGUUCUCGUCUCUUUCUUGCAAAGAAAUAUUUUUUUAAUCAUUAAAGCAAGCAUAAAUACA
Molecule: messenger RNA, 11220 nt
Organism: Salvelinus fontinalis (brook trout)
Lineage: Eukaryota; Metazoa; Chordata; Actinopteri; Salmoniformes; Salmonidae
Product: polycomb group protein ASXL1-like
Exons: 12
Coding region: 5991-10724 (1577 amino acids)
Biological process (GO): positive regulation of transcription by RNA polymerase II; animal organ morphogenesis
Cellular component (GO): PR-DUB complex
Molecular function (GO): chromatin binding; peroxisome proliferator activated receptor binding; DNA binding
Source: RefSeq, a predicted model, not a curated record